Messenger RNA from Haemorhous mexicanus (house finch), 1897 nucleotides. It is a transcript of the gene RNF115, whose product is annotated as ring finger protein 115. Gene Ontology annotation, cellular component: nucleoplasm; cytoplasm. The transcript is spliced from 9 exons. NCBI's taxonomy places the organism in Eukaryota, Metazoa, Chordata, Aves, Passeriformes, Fringillidae. The coding region runs from base 53 to 916 and encodes 287 amino acids. Gene Ontology annotation, molecular function: ubiquitin protein ligase activity. Gene Ontology annotation, biological process: protein ubiquitination; positive regulation of DNA-templated transcription; ubiquitin-dependent protein catabolic process. The record is from RefSeq and is a predicted model, not a curated record.
GCCGCGCUCGCUGCUCUGGGAGGACUGACGGCAGCGGCGGCUGUGAGGGAAGAUGGCGGAGGCGGCGGCGGCGGUGCAGCAGCACCGGUUCUUUUGCCACAGCUGCAAGGGCGAGGUCAGCCCCAAGCUGCCGGAGUACACCUGCCCUCGCUGCGAGUCUGGCUUCAUCGAGGAAGUCACUGAUGAUUCCAGUUUUUUUGACAGCAAUUCCCUGGAUGACAGCCCCUCCUCUCAGUUCUCAGAGCUCUGGGAGCACCUGGACCACACGAUGUUCUUCCCGGAUUUCCGGCCCUUCCUGAGCAGCAGCUCCCCGGAUGCCGAGGCCGGGCAGGUGGGGAGGGGUCCCCCGGCCGAGCUCUGGGGUCCCGGCCGCCCCCCCCGGCUGCCCCUGCCCCGCAGGUACCGGGCCCGGGGCAGCUCCCGCCCCGACCGCUCGCCGGCCAUCGAGGGGAUAAUCCAGCAGAUCUUCGCCGGCUUUUUUGCCAACUCGGCCGUUCCUGGCUCCCAGCACCCCUUCUCCUGGAGCGGGAUGCUGCACUCCAGCCCCGGCGAUUACGCGUGGGGACAGAGCGGCCUCGACGCCAUCGUCACCCAGCUCCUGGGACAGCUGGAGAACACGGGGCCACCACCAGCAGACAAGGAGAAGAUCUCCUCGCUGCCCACGGUGCCGGUGACGCAGGAACAAGUCGCCUCGGGGCUGGAGUGCCCGGUGUGCAAGGAGGAUUACGCCGUGGCCGAGCAGGUCCGGCAGCUGCCCUGCAAGCACCUGUUCCACAGCAGCUGCAUCGUGCCCUGGCUGGAGCUGCACGACACGUGUCCAGUCUGCAGGAAGAGCCUCAAGGGUGAAGAUUCCACCCGGCAGAUCCCAACUCCCGGCGCUCCCGACAGCCCAGUGCAGGAGAGAUGGACUUUCUGACCCUUCUGAAGCAGUUCUGCAGCGUUCCAGAAGGUUCCAGAGCCCCAGCUGGAGGUGUCCCUUGAGAAUUCCAGCCGGCCCACCCUGUGGGAUGGCAGCACCAGGCGCUCUCCUCCCAGGAAUUUCUCCUCCUGCUCCGUGGAUUUGCCUCCUGAGCCCUCACUUGGGGAGCUUGGGGAGUGAUUUGAUUUCAUUUUUGGAUCAGAAAAAGGUUUUUUUUUUCUUAUUUCCAGCAGGGGCCCAGUCCAAAGAGGGGCUCCAAGUCCCCCCUCGUUGCCUUCUCUGGAAAGAGGUCGGGAUGAAAAGGGGAUUUGGGGAUUUUCCAGCAGCUUGGGAUUGUGGCCACCAGAGGUUUGAUCACCCCAUUUUGGGAUGGGGUCUGUAAAAUCAUGGCAGGAGGAAGGAGGAAGGUUCUGGAGCCCUUCCUGGGGGGGUUGGACCCUCAGGAGCCCCCCUGGGCCUGGCAAGGCUCCGGGAACGCCGUGGGAUCAGGAGUGCUCCCAGCAGGAUUUUCUCUCACCCUGGACUAUUUUGGGGCUCGUUUGGGGGUUUUUUCUGCCCCUUUUCCACGUUGCCUGUGGCCCCAGGUGUGUCCAAACCUCCCUGUGCCCCCCACGAGUCAUUCCAGGCAGGAAUUAUGGACCACUCCCUCGGGAACCCCUCCCUCCCCCAUAACUUAAGGAAUCUCUUGAUUUUUCCUCAUUUUUUUGGGUUGUUUUGACUUUGGUUUUUGGUUGGUUUGGUUUUUUUUUUUUUCCCCCAUUUCCUGUGACUUUUCCAGGUCUGAAUCCUGGGAGUUUUCCUCAUCCUGGUGGUCUCCACUGGCUGCCCUGGAAGGGGGGGGGACAUUGUGACCCCCACCCCUGGUGUCAGGGGGGAGGGGAUGUCCCCAGACCCCCUGGGCUCGGUGCCUCCAGCCCCACCUGGAUUUCAUUCCUGGUUUUCUUUGCUCUUCCGUCCAAUAAAAACUUUCUCAACAAA